ACGUGCAUACGAGUCAAAAUAACAAGUAACACAAGUAGAGUCAGAAAUGUUGUCCUUCAGDAACACAUAAUAACAAUACAGAGAGGCCAUCUAAAGGCCUUAAAAUAAACCAUGAAGUUUACAGAACAUUUGACAACCCAUUUAACCCCAGAGUGGCGUGUUCAAUACAUCCAAUAUGAGAAAUUAAAGGAUGUUUUAUAUGCUGCAUUGGAGAAAAUGCCMCCAAAAGAAGAUUCUGCAGUUUCUGUAAUCAAGACAUUUUUUAACAAGUUUGAGGACGAAUGGUUUCAAUAUUGUGAUGAAGAAUUAACUAAAAUAAAUACAUUUUUCUCAGAGAAAAUUGCUGAAGCUGAGCGUAAGCUUACAGCAUUAAAAAAAGAACUCCUCAUGACWGAAGAAUCUCUUAAACCUGGUACAAGUCUCAAGAGCCUUAGAGUUGGCAGUAAACUUACUCUGGCYGGCAAACCAGACAAGAAGGCUGUCAAGACCAAAGCCAAGACUAUAAAUGAUCUAAAGCUGGCUUUUAGUGAAUUUUAUCUAAGUCUUGUACUAAUACAAAAUUAUCAGCAACUUAACUUCACUGGUUUUAGAAAGAUUUUAAAGAAACAUGACAAGUUAUUUGAGACCACYAACGGUGUUAACUACAGACAAACUAAAGUUGAGUUGGCUUUAUUCUUUCAAAACAAGAGGGUGGAUGAGAUUAUCCUAGACGUAGAGAAUUUAUUUAUUUCUGAGCUGGAACAUGGUAAUAGAUCUAAAGCAAUGAACCGACUUAGGGUACCCCCUCUAGGGAAGGAAACGACAGGUGAUCUUGUAACGUUUCGUGUCGGAUUAUACUGUGGAAUAUUUCUUGUGUUAACUUUGGUGAAUGUCAUAGCAGCUAUUUAUACCGAUCACAGUAACGAGCUCGAGACAGCCAUCAGGAUGUAUCGUGGUAUAUUCCUCAUUGUCCUAGUAACGUUUUUACUUGCUAUAAACACGUGGGGUUGGAGAAAGGCGGGGGUCAAUCACGUGCUCAUCUUCGAACUCGAUCCCAGGAAUCAUCUCAGCUAUCAUCAAUUAUUAGAGGUUUCGGGAUUAUUGGCUAUUUUAUGGGCUAUUUCUCUGAACGCCUUUUUGCUCAGUCAUUUUAUAGGAAUUGGUCAUUAUCUGCCUAACCUUGUACUCGUGUGUUUUAUCUUCUUAUUCACAUUCAAUCCUUUUAAAAUUUGUUAUUACAAAGCAAGAAUAUGGCUUCUUAGAAUAUUGUUUCGUAUCAUUACCGCACCAUUCCAUCAUGUAGGAUUCGCUGAUUUCUGGAUGGCCGAUCAAAUGAAUAGCUUGGUUGUUGCGUUAUUAGAUUUUCAGUACAUUGUAUGUUUUUAUGCCUGGGACUGGCACUUAUCGACCAAUAAGGAUCAUAUAUGUGCGAGCACUUUGUAUGGUCUUCGUCCGUUUGUGGCCUGUUUACCGGCAUGGUUUCGCUUUGCACAAUGUAUACGUCGUUACGUCGAUACGCGGGAAAAGUUUCCUCAUUUAGUUAACGCUGGCAAAUACUCAACGUCAUUCUUUGUAGUGGCUUUUUCUACUCUUGCUAAGUCUGACUCGCCUCAAAGUGACAAUUUCUUCAUGCUGUGGAUCUGGGCCGCUGCUAUAAGUACGUGCUACACGCUUACGUGGGAUAUCAAGAUGGACUGGGGACUACUCGACAAAUCAGCMACAAAGGAAAACCGGUUUCUUAGAGAAGAGACUGUUUAUAGAUAUAAGGUUUGUUAUUAUUUAGCUAUGCUGGAAGAUUUAAUAUUUCGAUUUUUAUGGACGCUGACUGURUCAGUCGGAGAUCUUGAGCUUUUUCACUCUGAGAUACUUAAACUUGCWCUGGCUCUGUGYGAGGUGUUCAGACGUUUCGUAUGGAACUUYUUCCGUCUCGAGAAUGAACAUUUAAAUAACUGCGGUAAAUUYCGUGCUGUUCGAGACAUCUCAUUCAUGCCCAAAGACACUCAUCACCAGGUCGAUAUUGAAGCCAUCAUGGACGAUAUCGAAGGACUUGGACCAGACUCAAGCAGAAGACGGAAAGCAUCCUCGUGUAUUACGAAAUCUGUAAAACCGAGAAAAACCGACGUUGUCACUGAAAUAGUGAUUGAAAACCACGAAAUUGUAGGUCUCGAUACGCGGGUUUAGUGAGAAAAUGUGGAAUCCCGUGACUGCGGUCAACAACGGUAUAAAGUCAGCGGCAUUACUUUUUCAAAAGACUUGCGCCAGGAUUAGUACCUUGGUGGAAAUGAUCUUUAGAGUGAUCACCCCCUAAAAUCAUGAUCCAGACCGAAGUGAUCGUUCCCUAAAUAGAUUGCCGUUAUCAGGAAGCAUUAUUUUCUAUGCGCAAAUUGAUUGCCUAAGAAUGUCAGUCAAAGCUACAAUCUUUUGCAAAAUUGKGUGAAACACUGUCUGUGAUCGAUUCUAGUACCAACCUUCCCUCCCCUUACAAUGCUGAACGUGUGUGAAACCUUGCAAUUGGGAAAGGGGUAGGGUGUUCCGUUUAUUUUGCGUAAGAUUGUAGCUAGCCGUUGGUUUUUUUACGCAACCUUAAUAAAGCCUUUAGUCAGCAGUAAACUCAUUUGCAUCAAACAGUCAUUAAUUUCAGCUUAAAAACUCGGAUUAAGUUACAAACCACAUGUUUACGUUAGURAUUGGAGUUUUGUAACUGUUGUGAAACUUUUUGUCAUAAAAUGAAAAUUGCUUGUAUUGUUGACUAUACCAUUUUCAACUGAACAACUUUUUCAAGAUUUUGCGUGAGAUAUCAUUCUCUUUAUGAUUCAGAUUCGGCAGCAAAAUGACAAUGUCAACACUUUCACGAUCAUACAUCUCAGUCCGACUGAGAUGACUUUUAAGGUUUUAUGCUAAUAACUUUAAUUUGUAAUUGGUAAUUUCUCUUGUGGACAGCAGCCAUCUUUGAAAUCCUGAAAAUAUCCCAUCAUGAGAUUUGUUAACAGUAUUGCUAUAAUUAUAAAUUUAAUCUAAUAUAUGCAUGUAAAGUAGGACUUUUAUAAAUCAAUUAAAUAAAGAUUAUUUUUAUUGUAA
Molecule: messenger RNA, 3057 nt
Organism: Exaiptasia diaphana
Lineage: Eukaryota; Metazoa; Cnidaria; Anthozoa; Actiniaria; Aiptasiidae
Product: xenotropic and polytropic retrovirus receptor 1 homolog
Exons: 15
Coding region: 112-2160 (682 amino acids)
Biological process (GO): cellular response to phosphate starvation; phosphate ion transport
Cellular component (GO): plasma membrane; cytoplasm; Golgi apparatus
Molecular function (GO): inositol hexakisphosphate binding
Source: RefSeq, a predicted model, not a curated record